AUGACAGAACCAGCUUGUGGUACCUGUCGUAAGAAAUGCCGCAAGUGCGAUCGCAAACGUCCCAUCUGUGAUCGUUGUCGGACUAGAGGCCUCCACUGCGAGGGUUACCCUCCACGUUUCCAGUUCUGCGAGGUUCUGACUGCUCCAUCUCGCAAAAAGAGUUCCAACGUCUCAUCUUCGAGUGAUCCUGGAACUUCAUCAACAGUAACGACCUUUGACGAGUCAGUCCUGGAAUCACCAACCGUGCCUGAAACUGUAAUUGCGGUGACACCUUCUGUGGAACACUCUGUCACCGAGCCUUUGGACAAUAAUUCACUCGAACCUGCCGAGGACCUGACUCAGAACUCAUCUAUCUCGGAUUACUUAUCGGUCUCGUCGCCCACUAAUACUCAAUACUCGACAACUCAGGUCUCGUUCGCCUCGCCGCUUGUCCCAGUCCCCCAGCUAGAGAAUGAGAUCAUUGCAAAUCAGCCAAUCAUAGAUAUGUCCUACCUCUUGCUUACCAACAUCAAGGCAUCCUUCAUGCCUUACUUGGACUUUCAGUAUGCCAUAUGCAUAUUUCAGGAAACGAAAGUAGCCAGUACUUUGUUGCAACUUCCUGCAGUUAUAGGAUCUCAGCUCUACACUCUCUUGGGUCCUUACUCCUGCUGCUACUGGUACUACACGACGUAUAUAAAGCCCUACAUCUAUCACUAUGUUUGUGAGACUGGCAUCUCGGCUAAUGGCGCGCAUCUUACUGGUGUCUCAUUUCUUUGCAAGAGAAUGGCUUACCCAGCUAAUUGCUCGACACGAUCCAAGGCCGGAAUUUUCUUCACAUCUGCCUUAUCCUGGCUAGAUAUGUUGCGUGGGUUUAGCGGGGCUGAAAAGCUAUCUUACUCGCAAGAUAUACGCAGAUGCGUGCGUGAUCAUGGAAGUCUUAGCCUUCACACCCUCGUAGGCUGCCCUGCCAGUCUUUUCUACGCGAUAGGCCAGGUCCUAGCGGCUGGUAAAGCCAGCCUAGCAGGAGAACUCUCCUUCGAGAAAUUCAAACAGGUACUCGAUGACGCUGAAAGAUUUUUUCGCAGCUGGGACCCAGAACAAGUAAUCUACCCUACUGGGCAUGCCGAAUGGAAGCAUUUGGCCGAGGCUUAUAGACAUGCUUGUCUCCUUCGUAUUAUGCGGUUUCCAGAUCCUUACCUUCUCUCAUGUAAUGAUCCUCGGAUCAAGGAAUCUGUAGCCGCUAUCCUUGACGUCUGUUCAUUGGUACCCAGAGAUAGUGUUUUCUUCAAGCGGCUAUUGUUUCCCAUAUUCUUAGCUGGGGCCAAUACUUCCUCGCCGCACCAGAUACAUUACGCCAAGUGGUGUAUUAGUGGGAUCAAGACGGCAACGGGGUUUCAACAUCCAGCCUUAACUAAAGUUCUAGCCAGCGUGUGGAAUGAAAGGAAGGCUAAUCCCUUCAGUCUAAUCGACGUGUGCUGGAUGGACUUUACAUGCUCCGAGCAGUUGAGAUCCCAACAUGCUUACCUUUUCUUUUAA
Messenger RNA from Clonostachys rhizophaga, 1515 nucleotides. NCBI's taxonomy places the organism in Eukaryota, Fungi, Ascomycota, Sordariomycetes, Hypocreales, Bionectriaceae. The record is from the annotation of a GenBank genome assembly.